AUGUGCAAGACUCAUUGCAAUGACCAUGGCGGCUGCAGGACUGCCAAGGGUCACCGCCCUGAGCAGGCAGGGAAGCGUCAGCGUCAGCAGGCGGCCACAAAAGCAAGGUACUCAGCUUUGGUGAACCAAGGGCCUGCCCUCCCUCCGUCUCAGCCUCCUGCAACUCUCGCUCCCUCUUCUGUGUCGACCGCCCAGUGGCCCAUUGACCCCGCGUUGCUCGACUUGUCGACGCAGCCUUCCUCGUCGCAGCCUUUCCCCCCAUCGCAGCCUUUCCCUUCAUCGCAGCCUCCCUCGACGCAGCCUUCCUCGUCGCAGCCUUUCCCCCCAUCGCAGCCUUUCCCCCCAUCGCAGCCUUUCCCUUCAUCGCAGCCUCCCUCGACGCAGCCUUUCCCUUCGACGCAGCCUCUACCCUCGACGCAGCCUCUCUCCUCGACGCAGCUCCCUUUAUCCAUGCAACCCCCUCUGCCCACGCAGCCUCCUCCUCCGUCCACACAACCUCCUCCUUCCAUGCAGCCUCCUCCGUCCACGCAGCCUCUUCUGUCCAUGCAGCCUCAUCCCUUGACGCAGCUACAGACGAACGCUACUACUGACCAGAUGAACUUGGACUGGCAGAAGUUUCUCAACAAGCAUUCUCUCGUCGAUGCUGAGGCCAGAGAUCAGGAACGCGAACAGCUUGCACGCGAUCGAGCAGGCUCACAAGUCAUAGAUGUUGUUAUAUGGGACCAGGAUGGUCAUCAGCCCAAGGAAGGUUCACUACAAGGAUCCAAGAGUGAAGGCGCCAGUAUACCUCACUGGCCCUCGCUGAUUCUGCCCGAAUCUUGCAAGCGCGUCCCCAGGCUCCCCAACAUCACGGAGUCAACGAAGAUUGAAUACUACAAUCGGCAGAAGCACUGCUGGAAGGCAUGUAAUGCAAGCUUUGCGUUCACCGUCGCGGAUGGCGACAUCUGGUUGUUCCGCAUCAAUGGAGCUACCAACUGCCCUCGCGAAGAGGAGUUCACGACAUCCUUGGCCAACCCUGCUGAUCACGUCACCGACCAGAACAACUGCUUGCUUGCGGAGCGUGCAAGGGUCCGCGCGAAACUUGCGUCUGGCAAGCGUACGCGCGCCUCGUCCCCGUCCAGAUCUUCUAGCUCCCCAUCCAAGCGAUCAAGGUCCAUCCCAUCGCCCUUGCCAGUCACCCCUCCCUCCGUGUCACCUGUACAGUCCGAGGCUACAUUCUCCGGUGACUCGAUCUUUUCCCCAGACCCUCCGCGCCCCUCCACGCCUAACCGCGCCAGGGAGAUGAUCAAGUUUGCAUUCUUAGGCGGCGCCUCCCCUCUCUGGUUUGACAAGAGCACUCCCAGCACACCCACCGACUCUGGAUCCUCGUCGGCAGGCAGUACUAGCACGGGGAACACUUCCCUGGGCAGCCAGAUGCCCAUGGGUCUUCCAAUGUUCAGCCAAGCAGCUGAAUACGAAGGAAGGCCCUUCCCAUCGGGCUAUUAUGCUGUUGACGUCAGCGCUGGCUUCAAGCUAUUCGACGACGACCGCUUCAUGUUCCUCUCGCGCGGCGACCGCUUCAAGACGAUCUUUGGCGGCAAAUAUGUUCGCGAGACGUUCAGGGACGCUAGAAAACGAUGGAGUCAGGCGUCGGAUGGAUUCAGGGAGGUUAUGAUCGGGAAUGGGCGGGAGCACGGCGGUUUAUGGGACCAUGUCACCAAGGCUAUUAAGCUGAAGGAUGUGGACAACUAUUAG
Messenger RNA from Coniophora puteana RWD-64-598 SS2, 1734 nucleotides. RefSeq lists its product as uncharacterized. Lineage: Eukaryota; Fungi; Basidiomycota; Agaricomycetes; Boletales; Coniophoraceae. The record is from RefSeq and is a predicted model, not a curated record. The transcript has 2 exons. Bases 1 to 1734 code for a protein of 577 amino acids.